Cotesia congregata is the source of this 435-nucleotide messenger RNA. The record is from the annotation of a GenBank genome assembly. Lineage: Eukaryota; Metazoa; Arthropoda; Insecta; Hymenoptera; Braconidae.
AUGGCAAGGUUCAUGUUAAUUUAUAGCAAAACGGAAUACAUUUCAUCGAGCACGAUAACCACCACAAGUAUACCAUCCCCAUCUCUAAUAGUAAGACGCUUUAGCGGUUGGCGAAUCAGCGGAAGUCAUGAGUACGUUAGAUGUCCUAUCAGACAGCCCUCUUCCAUCGACGACAGAUAUUUCAGAAGAUCGUGUGAGCCAGAUUUUCCUCGGCCGUCUCAACCGUACCACCACCAUCACCACCACCACCACCACUUACCCUACAAACCAUCAACCAGUAACGGGAAUCCCGUCGUUUAUCACAGGUCGUCGGAUAGCGAUCAGUCAAGACAAACCUCCGUUUCGAGCGUUGAAAUCCAGCACUUUGGUCUACCGAUUCUCAGUGUAAGCGAGCCCAGUCCUCCAGACGAAAAGACCAAUCGUCUGGAUGACUAU